AUGGCUCAGCUUGGGGGCAGCCUAAGAUUCUGCCUUCUCCUCCAAAUCAUCUGCCUCUCCUUGGCGCAGCCUCAAGGCCCGCCAGGCGAGCCUGGACCACGGGGCCCCCCAGGUCCACCAGGACUGCCAGGAGCUGAUGGCAUUGAUGGUGACAAAGGCCCACCAGGAGCAGCAGGAAGCCCCGGAGCCAAGGGUGAACCUGGCCUUCCAGGUCCAGAUGGCCCCGCGGGUAAACCUGGGAUCGACGGCCUCACGGGAACAAAGGGAGAGCCGGGCCCUGCCGGGAGACCAGGCCCCAAAGGGCAACCUGGACCCGUAGGACCCCCAGGGCUCCCAGGCCCCAGCCUGGCAGGACCUCCUGGCUCACCAGGUCAGGUUGGACUCCCCGGAGAAAUCGGAGCUCAGGGACCAAAGGGUGAACGUGGACCAGAUGGACCGCAAGGACCCCCGGGGCCUCCUGGGAAGCCUGGUCCCGUUGCUCGCAUCCACGGAGUUGAAGGUAGCGCGGAUUUAUUGUGUCCAACCAACUGCCCACCUGGACCCAAAGGCCCACAGGGACUGCAGGGCUUGAAGGGCCACAGAGGCCGCCCAGGAGCCCUGGGGGAGCCUGGUCAACAAGGAAGGCCGGGCCCAAAGGGUGAAAUAGGCUUAUCUGGAGAACAAGGCAUUCCCGGCCCUCCCGGCCCGCAGGGUCCGAGGGGAUAUCCUGGAAUGGAAGGGCCUAAAGGAGAGACGGGCCCCCGUGGCUACAAAGGCAUGCUGGGAACCAUUGGAGAGGCAGGGCCCCCGGGCGAAGAAGGCCCUAGGGGUCCACCAGGACAGGCUGGCGAGAAGGGAGACCUCGGUGCUCGUGGUUUCCAGGGCCCUCAGGGAGAGAUGGGACCGAAGGGGACACGGGGUCUUCCUGGAAUUGAUGGUAAAGAUGGCACACCUGGAAUUCCUGGGGUGAAGGGAAGUGCAGGCCAACCAGGACUUCCAGGGCCACCGGGCCACCGAGGAUUAGCGGGCUUGCCAGGCACACCUGGAUCUAAAGGUGGCCCCGGAGACAAGGGUGAACCAGGGGAGCGCGGCUUGCCAGGUUUAUCUGGGUCACCGGGGAAAAUUGGAGAGCCGGGACCUCAAGGAGAAGAAGGGCCACCAGGGGUUGCUGGUAUGAAAGGAGAUCGGGGCGAGAGAGGAGCGGUGGGUCCUCCAGGGCUGCAGGGGAAAGCGGGACCUAAAGGAGAACAAGGCUCCCCAGGAAUUCCGGGGCCACAGGGUCUCCCAGGUGUAAAAGGCGGCAAGGGCAUCCCAGGCAAACAUGGACCCAAAGGUGAUGUUGGAGAUCCUGGUGUUGAAGGCCUUCCUGGGCAGAAAGGAGAAAAGGGUGAAUCGGGUGAGCCAGGACCAAAGGGACAGCAAGGUGUCCGCGGGGAGCCUGGUUAUUCUGGACCCUCUGGAGAUGCAGGAGCUCCCGGGGUGCAAGGUUUCCCAGGACCUCCUGGCCCUCGAGGGCUUGGUGGCCUACGUGGCGUGCCCGGAAUGCCUGGACUGCAGGGGGCCCCGGGCAGGGAUGCCGGAGAGCAGCACAUUGUUGAUGUGGUCUUGAAAAUGCUGCAAGAACAACUUGCCGAGUUAGCAGUGAGUGCUAAAAGAGCUACCCUGGGUGGAGCAGGGAUGGUGGGCCCCCCUGGUCCCCCAGGCCCCCCAGGCCCUCCUGGUCAGCAAGGACCGCACGGCCCCCCUGGUGCUCGUGGUAUCCCAGGAAUCAUCGGAGCUGUGGGGCAGAUCGGCAACACGGGGCCAAAAGGGAAGAGAGGUGAGAAAGGAGAGCAAGGAGAACCGGGUCGAGGACAUCAAGGGAUGCCGGGACCCCCUGGCAUACCGGGUCUUCCUGGUCACCCUGGCCAUGCUGUCAAUGGCAAAAACGGAGAACGAGGCACCCCAGGUGCCCCCGGGGAAGCUGGGCGCCCUGGCCUCCCUGGGCCCGCCGGCCUCCCUGGGUUCUGUGAAGCGGCCGCCUGCCUAGGAGCCUCAGCGUACGCCUCGGCCCCCGGGGCCGUCAAGGGACCGUCGUUCUAAGCAUCACCAGGGAAAGUUUUGCUGCACGCUUGACAUUGUCGAGUUGGCGAAAGCUCCAGCACUGGCAUCAAGGGACCAUCACACCCAGUCUGGGGCUCCCAGAGGGACUGGGAGCCACCGACUGAAAAACUCUUUUUGAGACAAGAAACCUCGGCCUAUUAGUUGGGCCUCCAUCCAUCCACGGUGUGCAGGUGAGAAGACGACACUUGGCCACUGUGAGUAGCUUACCUCCAGGUGAAUUAAAAAGCAACACGAGAUAUUCACAUUGAUGCAAAACUCAUCAAUAAUUUGGACUGGAUUCUGCAGGCUCGCUUGGAGACGGCUGUUCUUCCAAACAUUUACGGGGAAGCGAAUUGCUGACCCCAUUUCACUACCAUGAAAAUAGGUACGUGUUUUGCCAGCACUUCUUGGGGGUGGAGGGGCAAAGGAGAAGAGAAUCAUGCCAUAUAGCCUGGGUCCAAAUCACAAUAUUAUUUUUGGUGCAUGUGGUACCUUCUUCGUCUGCCAUCAGAUCAGGGUGUUUUGAAGCAGUGUCAUGUCAGGAAA
Molecule: messenger RNA, 2607 nt
Organism: Varanus komodoensis (Komodo dragon)
Lineage: Eukaryota; Metazoa; Chordata; Lepidosauria; Squamata; Varanidae
Gene: COL9A2
Product: collagen type IX alpha 2 chain
Exons: 32
Coding region: 1-2061 (686 amino acids)
Source: RefSeq, a predicted model, not a curated record